GCAGAAAUAUACAGAAAAACCCUAAACAUGAAUGACAGCCUCCUUAAACCAUACUUUGUAGUUUCUGUGAGUGCUGCAGGACUCUAAGUUUUCUUUCAUAGAUAUUUAUCUCAAGUUCAACGUGUGAAAUGGAUUAGCUCCACAAAAUAAUUGGUGGUUUCUUUUCAGUUUCAUUAGUACAAAAAAAAUGGAAAAACAUGAGGGACGAAUACGUGAAAGUUAGAAAAGGAACCUCAAAGAGCCAAUAUGGUCCAGAAUACCAUUUGCAAAUGAAAUUUAUGGAUCCCCAUCUACCAUCAGUUGUUUCCUUGCUUUCUUCAAAAUCAAGUAUUAGAGGAGAAAAAAGAAAUAAUAAUGAUGAUGAAGAAACAGACUCACAAUCAGAUGAUGAUCAAUUUGAUUCAACUCGAACUUCAGCCAGUUUAAAGUCUGUAGAUAAAAUGAAUGGGCUGGAUCUUAUAUUGCUAGGAGUUUCCAAGCUAAUGGAAACCUAUCCUCAGGAACUUUCAGAAGUUCAGAGUUCCAUGGAUGAAGUAGAUGAAAUAUGUUCACUGAUUACCAAAGUAAUAAAACAAUAUGCACAAUCCGAGCCACAUUUAGCAAGUCCCUCAAUAAGCAAGUUUUUAAUGGAGCAAUUGGCUAAUAAUGGUCCAUUAAACCAGAUUGAAAAUAGGGUUCGUGCGCGGCCAUCCAAAGUACGGAAACUGACUGUUAGAGUGAAAAAAGAACUUUGGUAGUUUUUUUUUUUUUAUUAUUUAGAUAUUAUUACAUUAUGUUUGGAAGUUUAUUUUGUUUGUGAAAUUUACUCAGUUUAUUAUGUUUGUAAAAUUUAGCUAGUUUAUUUUGUUUUUGAAAUUAGGUUUAUUUGGUUUUUGAAAUUCUGCAUCCAGUUUUACAACUCAUGCGUUAUAAACAAAAAAAAAAGUUUGUGUCUUCAGAAAUACUUAAGUUUAUUUUGUUUGUG
Molecule: messenger RNA, 964 nt
Organism: Ceutorhynchus assimilis (cabbage seed weevil)
Lineage: Eukaryota; Metazoa; Arthropoda; Insecta; Coleoptera; Curculionidae
Source: the annotation of a GenBank genome assembly